CGUGAAACAUGGCGACUGAGAGCAGUGAAAAGUGCUGAAUUCUCUCCACAUUUCGACAAAAUCGCGAAGGUUUAGAGUGAGAUCGUGUGCUCUGGUCUCUUCAGUAUCUCACCGUAGUUCUUGUUGCCAAUGUUCAACAUGGGCCGAACUACACUGAAAGAUCAGAAAGACAGUAGGAAGGAAAAGCCAGGCAGGAGUAUGUCCCUCACAGGUCCUGGACCAGUCAAAGUGACUGAGACUUUCUCAUGGGAAGAGUAUUUAAAGGAGACAUCAUCUGUUCCUGCCCCUCCCAGCUGUUUUAAACAGUCUCGGAUUCCUCCUCCUAACGACUUCAAGGCUGGUAUGAAGCUGGAAGCUCGAGACCCUCGUAACUCCACUUCCACCUGCAUCGCCACAGUGAUGGGCAUGAUGGGUGUGAGACUUCGCCUACGUCUGGAUGGCAGUGACAACACCAACGACUUCUGGCGACUGGUUGACUCCUCUGACAUCCAGCCAAUCGGAACCUGUGAGAAGAAUGGAGACAUGCUGCAACCACCACUGGGUUUCAGGAUGAAUGCCUCGUCGUGGCCGAUGUUUCUCUUGAGGACUCUGAAUGGAGCCGAAAUUGCACCAGCCACUGCGUUUAAAAAGGAGCCCCUAGGGCCCCCACAGAACGGUUUCAAGCCCGGGAUGAAAUUUGAGGCGGUAGAUAAAAAGAAUCCAUACCUGAUCUGUCCAGCAACCAUCGGCGAGGUGAAGGGCGAGGAGGUGUUUGUCAUGUUUGACGGUUGGAGGGGCGCGUUUGAUUACUGGUGUCGUUACGACUCGCGGGACAUCUUCCCAGUGGGCUGGUGCGGAGUCACCAAACACAGCUUACAACCGCCCGGCAACAGCAUCACUCUUUCGAAACCUCUUCCUGCACCACCCUCCUCUUCAAACUCUAAACCAAUGCGGCGCUCCAUGCCAUCUCCGUACCGGUUGCCGACACCUCUUCCCCCACUCCCUGUGAGAAAGGGCGUCAGAGGGCGGCGACCGAAGAGCGAGACUAUCGCGCUUCUGAAAGCACUGGCAGCUUCCACCGCUGCCCAGGACGCGGAAGCACCAGGGGGUGCCAAACCCCAAACCACUCCCGUCUCCCAGCUUGAACCACGUCUGUAUAAGAAGAGGGGACCCAAACCGGGAAGCAAGAGAAAGCACAGAUUUCUCCAGAGUCCCAUGUCUAUAGCUGGGGACACCAGGGUGCCCAUGACACAGAUGCCCAGCGAUGGACACUCACCUUUGGGCUGCCCCUCAUCUGUGGUUUCAACUGUGUGUGUGUAUGUGAACAAACACGGGAACUGUGGGCCUCAUCUGGACCGUAAGCAGGUUCAAAGGCUGCCGGAUCAUUUCGGUCCAGAGGCCGUGAACCUGGUCCUGCAGCAGACGGUCCAGGCGUGUCUAGACUGCGCAUACCAGCCCAAAGUUCUUCUGGGAUGCCUACAGAGUCAAGCUGGUGGAGGAGAGGUGGUCAGAGUCCGAACAGAUGGCGGGACACGUUUAGUGAAGCUUCCAUCUGCAUCCAGCGCUGCGUUCGUGUUGCGUUUUCUGGAGCUUGUGUGUCGACACCUGCAGUGUGAUAAUCUGUUCAGCAGUCAACCGUUCAGUCCACACAACACCUAUGACCGUGCUAAAUCAGUAAAAGAGGAGCUGUUUUCAGAAUCGGCGUCUCUGAACAGAGGUGUGAAACGGAUCUCCAGAGAUUCUCCGCCGUACUGCGCUCCUCUCUCCCCAAAACUCCUGCACACAGACACACACCCCUCAGAAGCAGAGACUCUUCCUCCUGAGGAGAAUGGCUUACUGAAGGAACAGCGCUUUAUGGACUCCGCCUCCAACUCAAUGACGCCCCGCCCACAGACCUCGAGAAGCACCUCAGACUAUCAGUCUCCACCCAGCAGCCCAUAUUACCAUGGAAACGGCCCACCCCUGCGACGACAGGCCUCCAGCCCCUCCACACAGACACACAGACGAGUGGAGGCAGCCAGCUCUACCACGGGUCCCGAGGCCGCGGCAGAUUGUGUCGCUCCCAGAACCCCAGGUCGGAGUCCCUCGUCCUGGUCCAUAGAGGAAGUGAUGCAGUUUGUACGAGACGCUGAUCCGACAGCUCUGGCUCCACACGCAGAACUCUUCCGAAAACACAGAGCUGUAAGCUUUCAGAAUGAUGUCACAACGUGAAAGUGGAAUCACAGACACGAACACAGAAUUAUGGGAGACACCAGAAGUGAGUUUACAAAGACUGGGAGCCUUUAACACAGAUAGAUGACUGUGUUUGCCUGGGAGGAGAGCAAAGAGAGUAUGGGGGAGGAUUGGAUGAAAUUACGUCGCAGAGUGCCUGGGUUUAUUUGUUUAUGAGCCAGUGUUAGGGUGGAGUUUAUUACACAAAAUGCUGCCAAGACUAUGAAGUGAACCUCCCUCUGGCAAACAUAGAGAGACAAGAGAGAAUGCCAGAAAGAGAGUGUAUUAGAGAGAGAGAGAGCACCUUGAAGGAAUAGAGAAAUAGAAAGAAAAUAAAAAGGGGGAGCAAAGAAAUAUGGGAUAGAAGAGUCAAAACAGAAGAGAAAAGUAAAAACAUGAGGAAGAAGAGAGAUCAGACAAUCUAGAAACACUGCAAAUGAGCUUUCAAAAAAUGCUUUGACAGCACCAAAUUUCUGGUCUGCAUUAGGUACCCAGUAAGCAUUGCAACAAUUCAAUGCUAACAUGACACAGAAUGCAAGAAUGGACCAGAAAUCACACUACAAUCGCAUUUGUGGCUCUUUCCACAAAUUUAGUACACUUUGGUGUCACGUGACAUGCUUUAAAAAGCAUUAAAUACGUAAGAUAAACGAUUAUGAAGCAUAAAAAUAGCCGAGCAUGAAAAGGUCAAUGAUAGCAUCUAUGCAACACUCAUGUAAAAAAACACAGUAAACAAACAUAUUUAGAAAGUAGGUUCUCAUGUUGUAUUUAUAAUAAAGAAUCUAUAA
This is a messenger RNA of Xyrauchen texanus (razorback sucker), 2975 nucleotides long. RefSeq names its product sex comb on midleg-like protein 2. The transcript is spliced from 15 exons. Gene Ontology annotation, molecular function: protein binding. Bases 130 to 2190 code for a protein of 686 amino acids. Gene Ontology annotation, biological process: regulation of DNA-templated transcription. Gene Ontology annotation, cellular component: nucleus. The record is from RefSeq and is a predicted model, not a curated record. Lineage: Eukaryota; Metazoa; Chordata; Actinopteri; Cypriniformes; Catostomidae.